Molecule: messenger RNA, 456 nt
Organism: Miniopterus natalensis
Lineage: Eukaryota; Metazoa; Chordata; Mammalia; Chiroptera; Miniopteridae
Product: protein tyrosine phosphatase type IVA 1-like
Source: RefSeq, a predicted model, not a curated record
AUGAGCCGCCCAGCUCCUGUGGAAGUCACGUAUAAGAACAUGAGAUUUCUUAUUACACACAAUUCAACCAAUGCGACCUUAAACAAAUUUAUAGAGGAACUUAAGAAGUAUGGAGUUACCAGGAUAGUAAGAGUGUGGGAGGCAACUCAUGACACUACCCUUGUGGGGAAAGAAGGCAUCCAUGUUCUUGAUUGGCCUUUUGAUGACGGUGCACCACCAUCCUGCCAGACUGCUGAUGACCAGGAAAGUCUUGCAAAAAUUAAGUUUCAUGAAGAACCUGGUUGUUGUAUUGCUGUUCAUUGUGUUGCAGGCCUUGGGAGAGCUCCGUUCAUAAGACAAAAGUGGCAUGGAACUUUUAACAGCAAGCAACUUUUUUAUUUGGAGAAAUAUUGUCCUAAAAUGUGGCUGUGCUUCCAAGACUCCAGUGGUCAUAGAAACAACUGCUGCAUUAAAUAA